UCGGUACCGUAGGUUGGGUGACAACGAGCUCUGCCUACUAUUUCCAUGGGUGGCACGAGUGGACUUUCUAUACUUCACGGCCUUCUCGGCAGCGCCAACACCCGCCGCAGCAACUCGUCACCUCCCACCAGUCUCAAGGCCUUAACUUUUGUAAUACUUAACCAUGUUCGCUUCGGUGGCCUCGCAAAAGCCGUCUCCAUUCUCUACUCAUCCACCGUCGCCUUGCCUUUUUCUCUCUACGCCCACCUAUUUCAAAUUUGUUUUUCGAAAAAAGCCAUUGUCGAGAUACGGAAACUCGAAUCUCACCUAAUCAUGUGGAAUCUGAACCCACCAAUCUUUUUGCUUAAUAGGGCCAUUGAGGGCUAUGGGAAGUGUGGCUGUUUGGAUGAUGCCGAGGAACUGUUUGACCAAAUGCCUAAAAGAGAUGGUGGGUCAUGGAAUUCAAUAAUUACUGCGUACUCGCAAAAUGGGAAGGCGGAGGAAGCUCUAGGUAUGUUUUCAAGGAUGAGGAGGGAAGGAGUUUUUGCGAGUGAGGUUACUUUUGCGAGCGUCCUCGCGUCAUGUGGCACCUUGUUGGAGCUGGGGCUAUCGGGGCAGGUGCAUGGGCUUGUUGUGAAAUAUGGGUUUUGUGGGAAUGUUAUUUUGGAGAGCUCGCUUGUGGAUGUGUAUGGGAAAUGUGGCGACAUAAGUGAAGCGAGGAGGAUGUUCGAUGAGAUUGAUAAUCCGAACGAUGUCUCGUGGAAUGUGAUUGUUAGGAGGUAUUUUGAGAUGGAUGAGGGAAAUGAGUCAGUGAAGAUGUUUUUCAAAAUGAUUAGGAUGAAUGUGAGGCCGUUGAGUUUUACUGUGUCCAAUGUCCUUCGUGCUUGCUCGAGUUUUCACGGACUUAAGGAAGGGAACCAAAUUCAUGGAUUUAGUAUCAAGAUUAACGUGGAAGAGGAUGAGGAGGUAUCAAAUACUCUCAUUAGCAUGUACGCGAAGUGUGGAGAUUUGGCAAGUGCCAGGACAGUCUUUGACCUAUCUUGUUCCCGAAAUUUGAUUAGUUGGACGGCAAUGGUGUCUGGGUAUGCGAGGAGUGGGCAAACGAUGGAGGCCAGGGAGCUUUUCAAUCAGAUGCCAGAGCGAAACGUGAUAUCAUGGAAUGCGAUGCUGGCAGGUUAUGUGGGCUCCUUUGAGUGGGAUAAAGCAUUGGACUUUGUUAUUCUGAUGCGUAAACGGACUAAGGACAUCGAUCAUGUCACUCUUGGGUUAAUUUUGAACAUAUGUGCUGCAAUUCCAGAUGUUGAAUUGGGGAAACAGGUUCAUGGAUAUAUCUAUAGGCAUGGUUUCUAUUCCAAUCUCUUUGUCGCGAAUGCCCUUCUCGACAUGUAUGGAAAGUGCGGUAAAUUGAGGAGUGCUAGAGUUUGGUUCUGUGAGAUGAGCCAUUUACGAAAUAAUGUUUCAUGGAAUGCUUUAUUAACAAGCUAUGCUCGUCAUGGAAUGAGUGAACAAGCCAUGAUGAUUUUUUGGAAAAUGUUAGAUGAGACAACGCCAAGCAUAUAUACCUUUGGAACAAUUUUGGCUGCUUGUGCAAAUAUAUUUGCACUUGAGAUAGGUAAACAGGUUCACGCAUUUAUGAUUAGAAAUGGUUACGAUAUGGAUGCUGUAAUAAGAGGAGCUUUAGUGGAUAUGUACUCCAAAUGUCGCUGUCCUGAGUAUGCUCUCAAAGUUUUUGACGAGGCUACUUCGAAGGACGUGAUACUUUGGAAUUCCAUGAUUUUGGGUUGUUCACAUAAUGGAAGGGGUGAGAAGGUACUUGAAUUGUUUGCAUCCAUGGAGGAGCAAGGUGCUAAGCCAGACCAUGUCACCUUUCAAGGAAUCUUGCUUGCUUGUAUUUCCGAAGGCCGGGUUGAGUUGGGUCGGCGGUUUUUCAAAUCAAUGACUGAUAAACACUGUCUGAUACCUCGUUUGGAGCAUUAUGAAUCCAUGAUUGAGCUAUAUGGUCAGUACGGAUGUAUAGAUGAGCUUGAUCAUUUUAUAAAUGAGAUGCCAUUUGAGCCCACUGCCCCAAUGUUGAUCAAAGUUUUUGAUUACAGUCGAAAAUAUAAAAGCUUGAAGCUGGGAGAAUGGGCUGCUGAUCAACUUAAUAAAUUAAAUCCUCCUGUUCCAUUCCGAUUCGAAAUCAUUGACAACAAGUAAUUGAUAAACAAUUACUCAAAGAUGUAGAUCAAUAUUUUGCAUCAUGCAUACCCAUACCAUAAUGCCCAACAUAUCUCUGAAGUGUUAAAAGAUUAGGGGUCUGAGUGAUUCUAAACUCUUGAGAACUCCUGGAAGAGAAAAGUGAGUGGCAUCAGUGAAAAAUCGUUUGGGUUUUAAUUUUCGCAGCACAUGAAUGGCUUCAUUUUGUUGCAUUUCAUAUUUUGUCUAUGAAGUACUAUCCUCAAGAACAGUGAGAAUUUCAUGUGGAUUGGGAAGGUGUCGCACAAGGGUAGAAGUGGCUUGAGACUGAUAUGAACACUGCUAGCUUUUUCAGCAACUUAAAAUGUAAAUAUCGAACUGCCCUAUUGCCAACUUUGGACUAUCGGCUUUCAUGGUAGAAACUAAGAUUUCCCAUGGAACCAUCAAAUAGGCGCCAAGAUACAAGUUCUUUUUCAUACUUUGAAUCCAACUACAGAAGCCAAGGUAUUCUUUCUUUUCAAUUAUGUCAUUUGUUGCCAAUGUUUUUAUAAUUUGAUUGCAUUAGGGUCCAAAACUUUGUAAAUAAGCUGCAGGGAAGUUUCCUUUACAGUUAACUCCCCUGAGAACUUCUUGAUGGCAACUGAGAGAUAAUUAUAGCAAAAAAGUAGCGUCUGUUUUUUUGGGAUUCGAACUGUAUUUCUAUACUUGGCUUUGAUGUAAGGGCUGCUGUUUCGAGAAAUUCGAUGCUGAGGCUCUGUUCCUGUCUGAAAUUAUUUGCUGUUUUGAGAUGCAAGUAUUUGAUAGCAAAGUAUAUGUCUAGCUUUAUGCAAGAAGUGGUUGAUUUUGGGAUAUAAAGUCACUGUUGAACGUAUAUUGAGUACCAAAGCUUGCCCCGGCUCAGUUUCUUUCAACUUCUAACACCACAACCCAACAACAACGACCCAAGACAAUAACCAAGCUUUCACUUCCGGUUGCCAAUGAGGUAGUUUACUUAUGAGACCACGAAGGUGCACUAUAUCUCAUAUAUUAUCACCACUAUAAGUAGAAAUCAAAAGGAGGCAGAAUUAGUAGAAGGAAUCUCGCAGAAACCGGCUGAAUAGAGAGAGGUAGAGGACGUCUCUCACCAAGAAAGAAAGCGACCCAUUUUAUCAAGUAAUAAUGGCCCAAAUAUGGUAAGUGUAGCUAAGUUAUUAGUCAAAGUAGAGGCCCAAUAAGUAAGUAAAUGGAUUCACAAGUAAUCUCUUUUAAUUAUGGCCAUCUAAGAAAGCGGAUUGGACCACGAGCAACACUAAAUUAUUUAGAUUGCUUCAAUUGACCUAAUUAACCUUUGGGUUGUAUCGCCUUGAUUGUGGUGUUAAAUUUUCAUUCAGUUAUUUGGCUAAAUCGACUGAAAAAAACUGAGUAACAUCAUAGCCUGGGGGAGAUCGUUUAACAACAAAUCGCCUAACAACUUUCACCUUGGUAUUAAAAGACCUG
Olea europaea var. sylvestris is the source of this 3630-nucleotide messenger RNA. Its product is annotated as pentatricopeptide repeat-containing protein At3g26540. Bases 46 to 2175 code for a protein of 709 amino acids. NCBI's taxonomy places the organism in Eukaryota, Viridiplantae, Streptophyta, Magnoliopsida, Lamiales, Oleaceae. Gene Ontology annotation, biological process: RNA modification. The record is from RefSeq and is a predicted model, not a curated record. The transcript has 2 exons. Gene Ontology annotation, molecular function: protein binding; RNA binding.